AUGGUAGAAGGAGAUCUUAGACUGCCAGAGGGCAGAGGCCAACUGCGACGAGUUUCCCAGCACACUCUUCCUCCUCCGGGCCAGGGACAACCAAGGAAGUCCCGCAAGAAGCUCCAAGUGAUCGUCUGUGUGCUACUUGUGGAGCUUUGUGAAAGAUUUGCUUUCUUUGGGAUUGUGUGCAACACGAUUCUGUUCUGCACUGUGAAGCUGGGAUAUGAUAACUACCUGGCUGCAACAGUCAACCUCUGCUUUGUCGGAGCCAGCACCCUGACGCCUGUUCUGGUCGGGUGGUUUGCAGAAACCUGCUUUGGAAGAACCAAAGUUCUCUACUUGUGUGCUGUCCUUCAUUUCUUUGGUACAGCCAUGUUACCGGUGGUGGCGUUUCCUUUCGAAGAUUUCUACAUUGACACUCAUCACAUGACACACCAGCUGGACCCUCGGGAGCAACAGAUCUUGUUCUACACUGGACUCCUGGCUGCUGCACUGGGUAUAGGGGGCAUCCGGGCAAUCCUCUGCCCCAUGGGAGCAUACAGCCUGCAGGGCUACAACCAGCACCAGCUCCUCUCCUUCUUUAACUGGUUCUACUGGUUGGUGAACCUGAAUUCCACUGUCGUGUUUCUGGGUAUUGCUUACAUCCAGCAGUCUGUGGCCAAAAAUCUAGGCUUCCUCAUCCCCUUCACCUCUGUGCUGCUGGCUCUCAUUGCCAUACACAUGAUGCGCAACAAACUCACCUACAAACCCAAGAGAGGUGGCUCCUUACUGACGACACUGGGAGUCUUCUUGAACUCUCUGAAGAUGUGCUGCCUCCACUAUCGGCACCUGAGUGGAGAUGUGGCAUCCUGGUUGGACCGCGCCAAGGAGAACAAUGGUGGUCGCUACAGUGAGACACACGUGGAGAACGUCAAAGUCCUGGCAAAACUCUUCCCUCUCUAUGGGCUUCAGCUGCUGUACAGGGCCUGCAUCACACAGAUUCCCUCAGGUUACUACAUACAGACAAUGAACUCCAACCUUCAUCUGAAUGACCUGCUGUUGCCCAUCGGAGCGAUGAAUGUGAUCAGCAUCCUUCCUCUGCUGUUCUUAGCGCCGCUGAUUGAGUUUGUCACUACCUGCUUCCUCUCUGUGGAGAAAACACCUCUGGCUCCUGCUAAAGCCAUUACUUUGGGCCAUGCGUGUGCCACUCUGUCAGUUCUGAUGGCAGGCUUGUCAGAGCUGCUGAGGAAGACUUACCCUCUGGUGGAGCAGACUCUGUCAGGGAAGGUUCUGCAAGUGUCAUCCAUGCCGUGUUUCCAACUGGCACCGCAGUACAUCCUGCUCGGGCUGGCAGAGGCACUCGUCACCCCUGCAUGUUCCCUCAUAUCUUUCCAGUUGACUCCGAGCCACAUCAGAGGCAUCUCUCUGCACUUCCUCACCCUGUCCUACGGAGGGGGCUGCUUUCUAGGCGCCUUUAUCGUUCAACUAGCAUACUUUUCCUCUGGAGGUAAUUUCUAUCCAAAGACACUGCAUGAUGGGAAUCUGGAGAGAUUCUUCUUCCUCCUGGCCACACUGAUGGCGAUAAACACCCUUGUGUUUUGGAGUGUAUCUUACAGAUACAUAGACCUGAGUGUGCAGGGCAAAGCACUGACCAUCAGCCCUCUGACUGAGAAGCUGCUGCAUUACAAGGCCUGUCUGCGUUUCUAUGACACCGUGGAUCGCUCCUUCACAAACAACUCCAUUGAUUCCAUUUUAUGACCUUUCUCCAUGAUGCUCUCACCGCGUAGUGGCGCUGGCGCUGCAUUUUACUGAGUCAAAAGCCGUAACUUGGGAAAUUGUAGGCUGAACUGCAUAAUUGAAAUACAUUGAUAUUUCAUGUACAUAUUUGUGUCGCUUUUGAAAUAUGUCAUAAAUUUAAAGAAUGGCAUAAUUUCUUUGU
Solea senegalensis (Senegalese sole) is the source of this 1909-nucleotide messenger RNA. RefSeq names its product solute carrier family 15 member 5 (gene slc15a5). Gene Ontology annotation, molecular function: transmembrane transporter activity. Gene Ontology annotation, cellular component: membrane. The coding region runs from base 1 to 1728 and encodes 575 amino acids. The transcript has 9 exons. Lineage: Eukaryota; Metazoa; Chordata; Actinopteri; Pleuronectiformes; Soleidae. Gene Ontology annotation, biological process: transmembrane transport. The record is from RefSeq and is a predicted model, not a curated record.